UAGAAGAGGAAGAGGAUUUUCGCUCUCUGCAAUACAAGCCAAGUUCAUGGUCUCCAAGCCCAAUAGAGAGGCAUGCACAAAAAAUUUAUACUAGAGCAAUGUUUAGGGUAUUCAAGGAUCAACUAAAAGAGAUAUUUUCAUAUUCUCUGAAUGAAAUGGAGCCUAAAGCAUUAUACAAACUAGUGCAAGUCCCAAACUCAGACAAACCAAUUGCUAGAAGAAGAACUUAUAUUGUUACCUUCCAAGCCCCUACGACAGUAUCUUGCAAUUGUAAAAUGUUCGAAUUUAGUGGAAUGGUGUGCUCGCAUGUGCUUAAGGUCCUUUUGCAUCUUGAUAUCUUGGAAAUACCCUCUGAAUAUAUUUUAAAGAGAUGGACAAAGUCAGCUAAGGAAGAAAGUUUUGAUACGCACACAUGUCUUAGCACUGAAUUGUCAAAUUCCUCCUCAAAGACUCUAAUGUUUAAUAGUUUGUCUCGAAAAAUAAUGAAAUUGGUCGUAGAAGGUUCCACAUCUAUUGAGUUGUAUAAUUUGGCAAAUAAAAAAAUAGAUCAAGUUAUGGGAGAAUUAGUAGCGACAAAAAAGCACUUAUUAGAGAAUAAAUCGGGGCAUGACGACAUGACACAAAUCCAAGGUUCUGCAUGUUCUCAAACACAAGAAAAUAUUAUUGAUAAUAAUUGUAUCGUGAGAGCUCCUCCUAUUUCAAAUUGCAAAGGAAAAAGAAAGAUGCAACGUUUCAAGCCUCCUUCAGAGUUGAAAGCUAAGAAGCAAAGGACUUGUGGGAAAUGUCAGGGGAAAGGCCACAAUAGUCGAACUUGCACGGCCCAAACAACAAGUCAUGUAGGAAGCAUCAAUGAGGAAGAAGAGGAAGAUCCGGAAGACCAAGAAGAAGAGGAUGAAGAUGUUGAAGAAUAUUACUACUAAUAACCUAUUCUAAUCUUUUUUUUUUUUUUGUUAAUGUUCUUUCGAAGCUCUCUAGAUAU
Asparagus officinalis (garden asparagus) is the source of this 979-nucleotide messenger RNA. RefSeq names its product protein FAR1-RELATED SEQUENCE 3-like. The coding region runs from base 99 to 920 and encodes 273 amino acids. The record is from RefSeq and is a predicted model, not a curated record. Gene Ontology annotation, molecular function: zinc ion binding. The transcript is spliced from 2 exons. Lineage: Eukaryota; Viridiplantae; Streptophyta; Magnoliopsida; Asparagales; Asparagaceae. Gene Ontology annotation, biological process: regulation of DNA-templated transcription.